CUUCUGAGGAAAGAAAGGUUCCCUUUGGUAAGAAAACAUGAAAAUGAAGAUUAUAAUUGACUGUGAUGCUGGUAUUGAUGAUGCCCAAGCUAUCAUGAUAGCGCUAUCUCAAGAGGUUGACGUCUUAGCCAUCACUUGUACAUGUGGCAACGUGAAUGUUGAUCAAGUUACCAAGAACGUGCUAAAGGUCCUUGAGGCCUGCGAGCGAACCGACAUACCAGUGUACAAAGGGGCGUACAGAUCUUUACUAGGAAUCGCCUAUGAGCAACCAUUAUACCAUGGAUUUGAUGGCCUUGGAGAUGCCACUGAUAUUAAAGACCCAGAUACAAGUCUUCUUCAACAAACCCAUGCUGCUCAGGCCUUAGUCCAACUUGUGAAUGAGAACCCUGGCGAAAUUGUCAUCAUUGCUCUUGGCCCUUUGACCAACAUUGCUUUGGCUUCUAACUUUGAUGCUGAAUUUACGAAAAAGGUCAAAGAGGUAUUUAUACUAGGAGGAUGCAUUCAUGGCAAAGGAAAUCAUUGGGUUUCAGCAGAAUUCAACUUUGGUGCUGACCCUGAAGCAGCCUACAUUCUCCUUAAUCAGUUUAAAUGUCCAAUUUCCCUUGUAUCAUGGGAGACCUGUUUAGAGCACCCUUUGGAUUGGGAGUUUUUUGAGCAAUAUGUGGGAGCUGGUACCAAACGAGCAGAAUUCAUGAGGAAGAUUUCAACAAAGAUUAAAGAAUAUGAAGAGAAAAUGAAUGGUGAAUUUAUAUCUUGUGAUCCAUUUGCAUUGUGUGCAGCUCUACAACCAAAGUUUGUUCAAGAAGAAACCUCAGUUCAUGCCACAGUGGAACUCAAGGAGGGAUUGACACGAGGACAGAUGGUGAUUGAUUGGCGGCAAAUGCUACAAAAACCUGUUAAUGUACGAUUAAUUACAAAGAUGGAUUUAGAACUCUUUAAGGAAAUAAUGCUGAACUCUGUUAAAUAACAGAUCCAAGAAUUCACAGUGUAAACUGUGAAAACCAAUGCAGUCAUAAUUUUUGAUGAUAAAAAAGAUGGGAUUAGGUUUCUGUUAUUCAUAAGAGCUCUUAUCAGAGCAAGUUUCAAUACUUUUGUUAAAGAUAAUGCAGCAUGCUCUGCUUCUCUGCAAUAUAAAACAAUUAUAACAUUAUUUUUUUUAAUCACUUUACUGUUGUACUCUUUCAAUAUUUUACUUAAAUAAUCAUUCAUGUAUUCCAGGAUGGUGUCUAGAGAUGCUUGAUCUUAGAGAGGGGAAGGAACUUGCAUCAUAAACAUACUUAUACAAGCCAUAGUCAUAUUUAAUUAAAGGUAUCUUUAGAAACAAACA
Molecule: messenger RNA, 1327 nt
Organism: Pocillopora damicornis (cauliflower coral)
Lineage: Eukaryota; Metazoa; Cnidaria; Anthozoa; Scleractinia; Pocilloporidae
Product: nucleoside hydrolase
Molecular function (GO): hydrolase activity, hydrolyzing N-glycosyl compounds
Source: RefSeq, a predicted model, not a curated record